AUGUCCCCAAAGAGUCCAAUAAAUCUCCUCCGUGGCUGGCCUAACCCCACCCUCCUUCCCACUCCAGCAAUACUCCGCGCAGCUCAGUCAGCCCUCUCAGAUCCAUCUAUAUCCACGCCUGGCCUUCUCUACGGCCCAGACCCGGGCUACCAGCCUCUUCGUGAGGAGAUUUCCAAAUGGCUCGGAGAUUUUUACAGUGUCCAGCCAGACGCAAGUCGCAUAUGUAUUACAGGAGGUGCAAGCCAGAACCUGGCAUGCGUGCUGCAGGUCUAUUCGGAUCCCUUGAAGACCAAAGUGUGGAUGGUGUCACCAUGUUAUUUCCUGGCUUGUAGGAUUUUUGAGGAUGCCGGGUUGAAGACAAGGGCCGUUGAAGAAGGAAGCGGUGGCAUCGAUUUGGUCACGCUCGAGAAGGAGCUGGAAAGUGCUACUCGUGCAGGCGGGGAAUCGAAACAGCUAAAGCGAUCAACUCCCUGGUCCAAAAUAUACAGCAACAUAAUAUACUGUGUCCCAACAUUUUCCAAUCCUUCUGGUAAAACCAUGUCUCUCCACACUCGAGAGUCUCUCGUGAGAUUGGCUCGGAGAUAUGACGCACUCCUCGUCACAGACGACGUCUACGACUCUCUACAAUUCUCGACCUCCUCAGCAACCUCGGGGGCUUCGUUGUCAAAAGCACUAUUGCCUCGACUGGUUGAUCUAGAUAGAACUCUUGAGCCAGUUCCUCACGAGAACAGCUUCGGAAAUGCAAUGUCCAACGGAUCCUUCUCCAAAAUCGCCGGCCCAGGAGUACGGACGGGAUGGUCAGAGGCAACUCCGAAGUUCACGUAUGGCCUUUCUCAAUGUGGCUCAUCUCGCAGUGGAGGUGCACCCAGUCAAUUAGCAGCAACCAUGAUGUCUGAACUCCUUAAGAGUGGGGAGCUGCAAAAUCAUAUUGAGAAGAUAUUGAAACCCGCUUACCAAAAGAGAUAUGAGAUAAUGAUUGAAGCGGUCAAGAAACAUCUCAUACCGCUGGGCGUAACUGUGGGGGAGGUCAGCUUCGAAAGUAAAGCUGUUUUCGGCGGAUACUUCAUCUGGCUUGAACUUCCGCAGAACACAAGCGCAGAACUCGUUGUAACCAAAGCCAAGCUGGAUGAGAACUUGAUUGUCGCCCCUGGACAUCUAUUUGAAGUCUCAAAUGAUUUGAGUGUUCAAUUUCAGCAAUCUCUGAGGCUUUGUUUUGCUUGGGAAGCAGAAUCGGACUUGGAGGAGGGGAUUGUGAGAUUAGCGAGAGUUCUGAAAGAUAAUGGCACGGGUUCUUUGAGGAAGGUACCUGAGGUAGACCCACUGUCUGCAAGUCAGGAUCUUGCAGAGUUUCAAUGA
Molecule: messenger RNA, 1356 nt
Organism: Cadophora gregata
Lineage: Eukaryota; Fungi; Ascomycota; Leotiomycetes; Helotiales; Ploettnerulaceae
Exons: 3
Coding region: 1-1356 (451 amino acids)
Biological process (GO): biosynthetic process
Molecular function (GO): L-2-aminoadipate:2-oxoglutarate transaminase activity; pyridoxal phosphate binding
Source: RefSeq, a predicted model, not a curated record